Megalops cyprinoides (Indo-Pacific tarpon) is the source of this 2948-nucleotide messenger RNA. It is a transcript of the gene slc7a8b, whose product is annotated as solute carrier family 7 member 8b. Gene Ontology annotation, cellular component: membrane. The record is from RefSeq and is a predicted model, not a curated record. Gene Ontology annotation, biological process: neutral amino acid transport; amino acid transmembrane transport. The transcript has 11 exons. Lineage: Eukaryota; Metazoa; Chordata; Actinopteri; Elopiformes; Megalopidae. The coding region runs from base 1197 to 2780 and encodes 527 amino acids. Gene Ontology annotation, molecular function: neutral L-amino acid transmembrane transporter activity; L-amino acid transmembrane transporter activity.
GUUUAAAAAUCAUCAACCUGGCAUAGCGGACACAAGUGCUGACUGGACCGAGUGAAAGCGCCCCAAGCUGCUGCGGAAAGGAUGCGGGUGGAUGUCCGUACGCGGAGGACCGGAGCGCACUCGGUGUGCUUACAUUAGAGGCAGUAGAUGGACUUUUCUCGUCUCAUUAACGCUGCAGUGACGGUUGAUUCAAACGAGAAUCCCUUUAUUUGAAUUCAGCUAAACGUGGUAACGAAUUUUACGAAGAAAAACAAACACGCAGGAGAUAAUCACACAAAACUCACAACUAGCUGCUUCCGCUGAAAUACUGUUGGUACAGAUAACAAAACUGGUUUGUUAGCCUCUACGUUUUGCGUCUGUCUUUUCGAUCGGCUGCGAUAAUUUAGUGACAAAGUUUAAAGAUAUACAAACUGAUAGAAUCAAUACGCUGUAUUUUUAAUCCACAGAAAAGACAUCGUGUCUUCAUCAGGUUGAGCCAUAGUUGUUUGUUGGCCUAUUGUUUGCCUUAUCGCGAUGAGACCAUUGUUAUUUUUAACAAGGUAAGAUACAAUACAGUGCUUUUGAGUAUCUUUGCUUAACUGGCCUCAGGUAGCCGGUGUCUGUGCGCAAGCGAGUCAAACAGCUCAUCCUGUUGUCCUAAAUAAUUAAUACAACGCUGUCGUAACCGUUUCUAAUAAUAGUGCUUAAUAGUAUUAGUACGCAGGGUAAGCCCAGAACAAAAUCGCUCUCCUGGAGAUUUCUUUGUUCGUAUGGCAAUAUCAGUGACUUGUGUUAAACCAGGAAAUGAUACACCAUGCGUGCCUUUUGAAAACGCAGCUAGCUAGCUAGUUUAACGUUAUCUCACCAAAGAUACAAGUUCUCUAAUGAACCCAAAGGACAUCUUUCUCGUGUUUACUUUUUUAUUUUUUACAAUAAGAUGGGAAGCUAUUUUUUAGAAGUCUAAGUAACCACAUCGUUGAGUUUACGCUGGUGAAUUACUGUUCAAGCCAUUUGACAAGCCGUUCAUGUGUGUACUUACACAUUUUUGGAACUAUACGGAUGGAUCAUUAAAAUCGAGUUGAGAUUGUUAAUGGCACUUUACACAGAAGAUCACAGCUUGGCUGCCUGUAGCAGCGUGUAACCGGCCGCUGCGCUAGUCCAGCAGCCGCGCUUUUCAAAUUCUCAGCCUAAAUUCUAACCGCACCAGACUGAGCGUAAUGUCCGACGGUCCGAGACAGCGGGGGAGCCCGUCGGCGGCGGCCGGAGACGGGGCCUCCGGCUCCAACAAGGACUCCGGGAGCUCCGGGGUGGCUCUGAAGAAGGAGAUCGGCCUCGUUAGCGCCUGUGGGAUUAUUGUGGGUAACAUCAUCGGGUCAGGGAUCUUUGUCAGCCCAAAGGGGGUUCUGGAGAAUGCGAGCUCGGUGGGUCUGGCGCUAAUCGUCUGGAUUGUGACCGGGGUCAUUACUGCCAUCGGGGCGCUGUGCUACGCCGAGCUGGGCGUCACCAUCCCCAAGUCUGGCGGGGACUACUCCUACGUCAAGGACAUCUUCGGGGGACUGGCAGGGUUCCUGCGGCUGUGGAUCGCAGUGCUGGUGAUCUACCCGACCAAUCAGGCGGUGAUCGCCCUCACCUUCUCCAACUACGUGCUGCAGCCGCUGUUCCCCACCUGCCUCGCCCCAGACAGCGGCCUCCGCCUGCUCGCUGCCGUCUGCCUGCUGCUGCUGACCUGGGUAAACUGCUCCAGUGUGCGGUGGGCGACUCGGGUUCAGGAUGUGUUCACAGGAGGGAAGCUGCUGGCCUUGGGGCUCAUCAUUGUCAUGGGCAUCGUGCAGAUCUGCAAAGGGGAGUAUUACUGGCUGGAGCCGGCUCACGCCUUUGAGAGUUUUCAGGACUACGACGUGGGGCUGAUCGCUCUGGCCUUCCUACAGGGAUCCUUCGCCUAUGGCGGGUGGAACUUCCUCAACUACGUCACCGAAGAGCUGGUGGACCCCUACACGAACCUGCCACGCGCCAUCUUCAUCUCCAUCCCGCUGGUGACCUUCGUCUACGUCUUCGCCAACAUCGCCUACGUCACCGCCAUGAGCCCCCAGGAGCUGCUGGCCUCCAAGGCCGUCGCCGUGACGUUUGGGGAGAAGUUGCUGGGUGUGAUGUCAUGGAUCAUGCCCAUCUCUGUGGCGCUCUCGACCUUCGGAGGGGUCAACGGCUCCCUCUUUACCUCGUCCCGGCUGUUCUUUGCGGGAGCCAGAGAGGGUCACCUCCCCAGCCUGCUGGCCAUGAUCCACGUCAAGCGCUGCACUCCCAUCCCAGCCCUGCUCUUCACUUGUCUCUCCACCCUGCUGAUGCUCUGUACCAGUGACAUGUACACACUCAUCAACUACGUGGGCUUCAUCAACUACCUCUUCUACGGAGUGACUGUCGCCGGGCAGAUCGUGCUGCGCAUCAAACAGCCCGACAUGCACCGGCCAAUCAAGGUUAGCCUUGUGUGGCCGGUGAUCUACCUGCUGUUCUGGGCUUUCCUCCUCAUCUUCUCCCUGUACUCGGAGCCCGUGGUGUGUGGCAUCGGCCUGGCCAUCAUGCUCACCGGCAUCCCCGUCUACUUCUUGGGCGUGUACUGGGACCACAAGCCUCAGUGCUUCAACACCUUCGUCGACAAGAUGACGUACGUGGGGCAGAAGUUCUGCGUGGUGGUGUACCCGGCCGUGGACGACGGCCGAGAUGGAGGGAGCGAGAGAGAGGGGGAUGAAGCGAAGGAGGAGCGUUCUCUUGUUUCGGAGAAGGAGGGGUUAGAGGACGAGUGCUGAGUGCAGUCGCACUGACACAGCAGGGUCAUGUAGAACAAGCUGGGCGCACACACACAUACAUACACGUUCCCACACAAACCAUCAGCUAACCAAAGCCAGCAUUUAUGUUGAGCAUCUAUGCUGUGUUGCUGCCACCUGCUGGCUGUGGUGCAUAAUGCACUUUCAGGG